AUCACGCUGAGGACGCUCAGAAACAGAAUCAGACCAUGCUCCAUGUGAAAGCUGGACGAGACUUUAUGGAUCUGUUUGAUCACUGCAGCGUCCUGGUUUUCUACACAGCUGCUGUCUUUGCCCUGAUACACCCAUGCAGAGGUCAGUCAGAGGUUAUUGGUCCUCUUUAUCCAGUAGUGGCUUGGAUUGGUGAUGACAUCAUUUUGCCAUGUAACCUGGACCCUGUUAUGGAUGCUUUGGACAUGGCUGUGGAGUGGGCGAGACCUGACCUAAACCCCAGAUUUGUCUUCGUGUGGCGUGACGGUGUGGAACUGGAGUCUAAAAAACAUCCGUCCUACACCAACAGAACGUCUCUGUUCACAGACGAACUGAAGAAUGGAAACAUUUCACUGAAAAUCUCCAAAGUCAAACUGUCUGAUGAAGGAGCGUACAGAUGUUUUUUUCCAGAGUUAAAUAAAGACACUACAGUUCAGCUUGUUGUUGGUGCUGUCUCCUCACCUGUUAUCAGCUUUGCAGGCCUCAAUAAAUCCAUCAGUGGAGUGGUGUUACAGUGUGAGUCUGCAGGCUGGUAUCCAGAACCUGAGCUGCUGUGGUUGGACGGUGAGGGAAACCUCCUCUCUGCUGGACCUACAGAGACCCUCAGAGGUCCUGAUGACCUCUAUACUGUCAGCAGCAGACUGACUGUGGAGAAGAGACACAGCAACAACAUCACCUGCAGAGUCCAACAGAAGAAAAUAAGCCAGAGCAGAGAGACACACAGACAUGUUCCAGAUGAUUUCUUCUUGGUCAGUCCUUCUGGUCCACCCAGUCGUCCAAUCAGUAAUCCAAAUGUCACUGUUGCCUCGGCUGUGAAUGAGGAUGCAGCUUCAGCACAGCAGCAGCUUCAGGCUGAGGAACAGAGGGAGGUGGAUGUUAAAGUGAAGAAAAGGCUGCAGAACAAGAAUGAGGUGGAAGCCACAUGA
Neolamprologus brichardi is the source of this 962-nucleotide messenger RNA. NCBI's taxonomy places the organism in Eukaryota, Metazoa, Chordata, Actinopteri, Cichliformes, Cichlidae. The record is from RefSeq and is a predicted model, not a curated record.